Molecule: messenger RNA, 8692 nt
Organism: Passer domesticus (house sparrow)
Lineage: Eukaryota; Metazoa; Chordata; Aves; Passeriformes; Passeridae
Gene: CLEC16A
Product: C-type lectin domain containing 16A
Exons: 19
Coding region: 1407-3956 (849 amino acids)
Biological process (GO): endosome to lysosome transport; endosomal transport; regulation of autophagosome maturation
Cellular component (GO): late endosome; endolysosome membrane
Source: RefSeq, a predicted model, not a curated record
AUUUACUUGUGAGGGUUUUCUUCUUUUUUGUGAGACUGAAAAGCUUAGCAUGUUGACAAGUUUCAGGUACGCAUUUUUUACUUUUGUGACAGCUAUCCCAAACCUGCAGUAUGUACUUGUAAAUAAAUAGCAUUUUCUCGCCAAUGAAACUGGUUGAAAGAAAAACCCCAAAAGUGUCAGGCAUACACAAGGAACUUUAGCUUCCCUUCCAAGAGAGGUCAGAAUGUGACUGUAUUUAAAAAGUAAACAAACAACAACCCCAAAGCCAGAGUGUUUUAAGAAUGAAUUAUCUUUUACUCAUGAGAUUGAGCUUUCUAGUGUAUGAAGCAGUAACCAGCAUCACUGCCUUUUGGACUGGAAGUGCAUUACAGUGACUGGAGAACUGUUAUGUGCUGCAGUCACUCCAGUCUCAAGAGGAGCUGGACCAUUACCAGAGGUGCUCAGUGAAGGCUGCAGUCUCAAACUCCUCUGCUGGGCAUUCCAGUAGGACAUAAAGAAGAAACCUAAAGUUUCACUGUUAGAGUAGUUGAGCAAUGGAAUGAGUUUUUCAGAGAAACUCAGGCAUCUCUAUUGCUGGAGGUCUUCAAAACUCAGCAGGGACCUCAGCAACCUGGUUGAACUUUGAAGUUAGCACUACUUUGAAAAUGUCUACUCUAAACCCAAUGUCAGAAAGUCACUUCCCCCUAAAUUUUUCUUGGGAUAUUUAAGAUUUUUAAUAAACUAUUCACAGUGUUCUCUGUAAAAAAUUGUUUAUUCUGAACUUCUACUUCUGAAAUCAGCAUGCUAUAAAGUAAUAUGUAUUAUGCAAUAUGUUCAUGCAGGAUCUCUUGUUCUUUAGUCCAUUUUAAGUUAAAUUAAGUGUUGAAUUUACACAACUUUGUCAAUUAAGAGAAGUGGUUUGACAGUCUUCAUAGAAGCAUAUGAGGUCUUUUUUAAAACAGUGAGCUGUUUGCUUUGCAAGUGACUGGAGAGCCUGCACAGCAAAUGGGAUCUUUACAGUGUUGGCUGCGACACUUUUUCUAGUAUGAGAAAUGGGCACUUGGUACUUGCCUUCUGCUUCAAGGAACUGUAAAUGCAAACAUGAGCCCACACAAAAGAGCAGAUUAUAGGCUUCAUAUCCUAUUUGUGAUAUAUUUAUGCAACUAAGUUUUUUUAUUUUUAAAAGAUUACUUUUCUAGAAUUUUCAUUGACUGUUGUAGUGAUAUAGAGUUGAAAAGGCAGAGCUCAGAUGUUCAGGAUUGAUAUUUUUGACUACCUGUUUGCAUAUAUUCUGCUCUAACUGCUUCCCCAUACGUUUUAGUUUAGAUGCUUUGUGCUUUAGCAUUUUAAACCCUUUUAGAGGAUGUCACUAUCCCAGUUCCUAAUCCUGUUAACUGUUGUCUGUUUCUUUUGCCCUUCCUUCACUGAUGAUUCCUGUGUUCCUUAAUGCAGUGUCAUUGGACAACCAGCCUAUGCUGCAUUACAUUCGAGAUAAAACUGCAGUUCCUUAUUUCUCCAACCUCGUCUGGUUUAUUGGCAGCCACGUGAUAGAGCUGGAUAACUGCGUGCAGACUGAUGAAGAGCACAGAAAUAGGGGCAAACUGAGUGACCUGGUAGCAGAACAUCUUGAUCAUUUGCAUUACCUGAAUGAUAUCCUUAUCAUUAACUGUGAAUUUUUAAAUGAUGUGCUGACAGACCACCUACUUAAUAGGCUCUUUCUUCCCCUCUACGUGUAUUCAUUAGUAAAUCAAGACAAGGGUGGAGAGCGUCCAAAAAUAAGUCUCCAGGUUUCCCUCUAUCUUCUUUCUCAAGUUUUUCUGAUUAUACAUUAUGCUCCUUUGGUGAACUCCUUGGCUGAGGUUAUACUCAAUGGGGACCUCUCAGUGUUUUCUUCUAAGAUUGAGCAAGAUAUACAGAAAAACUCAGCAAAGUCAAGUAUCAGAUGUUUCAUAAAACCCACAGAAUCACUUGAGAGGUCUCUUGAAAUUAACAAACAGAAAGGGAAGAAGAGGAUGCAGAAAAGACCCAACUAUAAAAAUGUUGGUGAAGAAGAUGAAGAGGAGAGAGGCUCUGAGGACAACCAAGAUGACCUUGAUAAAAGUAAAGGUACAGAAGGAAGUUCAAAGGGUGUAAGAAUGAGCACCGAAAAUGAAGAAAUAGAGAUGGUGAUCAUGGAAAGGUGUAAGCUGUCAGAGCUGUCUAUCUCUGCUGUGACAGAACAGAAUACAACAGAUGAAGAAAAGAGUGCAGCUGCUUCUGGGAGUGAGAUGACAAACUGGAACAGGCCUUUUCUUGAUAUGGUCUAUAAUGCACUGGACUGUCCUGAAGAUGAUUACUAUGCCCUCUUUGUGCUCUGUCUUUUAUAUGCAAUGUCACACAACAAAGGACUUGACUCAGUCAAGCUGGAGAGAAUUCAACUUCCAGCUCAACAUUCUGAAGAGAGAAAUUCGUACAAUCAUGUCCUUGCAGAAGGGCUUAUCAGGAUAAUGAAUUAUGCUGCACAACCAGAUGGGAAAAUUCGUUUGGCAACUUUAGAACUUGGCUGCCUAUUGCUGAAGCAGCUUGUGUUUUCCAAAAAUGGCAGGAUCAUAAAAAGUGUUCACCUUGAUUGUCUUGAGGGUGCAAGGGAGGAAAGUGUUCAUCUCCUUCGUCGCUUCUAUAAGGGAGAAGAGAUCUUUCUGGAUAUGUUUGAAGAUGAAUACCGGAGUAUGACAAUGAAACCUAUGAAUGUAGAAUACUUGAUGAUGGAUGCCUCAAUCUUGCUACCCCCAACGGGGACACCUCUGACUGGGAUUGAUUUUGUGAAAAGGUUGCCUUGUGGAGAUGUGGAAAGAACACGAAGGGCAAUCAGAGUUUUCUUUAUGCUCCGUUCGCUGUCGCUGCACUUGCAAGGUGAGCUGGAAACUCAGUUACCACUCACGAGGGAGGGAGAUCUGAUAAAGGCAGAUGAUGUUCUGGAUUUGAAUAACAGUGAUCUGAUUGCUUGCACAGUUGUAACAAAGGAUGGGGGUCAAGUUCAAAGAUUCCUGGCUGUGGAUAUUUACCAGAUGAGUUUGGUUGAACCAGAUGUUGCCAGACUCGGAUGGGGAGUAGUUAAGUUUGCAGGCCUUCUGCAGGAUAUGCAGGUGACUGGAGUAGAGGAUGACAGCAGAGCCCUGAACAUAAUCAUUCACAAGCCUGCCUCCAGCCCUCACUCGAAGCCCUUCCCCAUCCUCCAGGCCACGUUUAUUUUUGCGGAUCACAUUCGCUGCAUCAUCGCCAAGCAGCGCCUGGCCAAAGGCCGCAUCCAGGCUCGGCGCACCAAAAUGCAGAGGAUAGCAGCUCUCCUGGAUCUUCCUGUUCAGCCUUCAACUGAAGUUAUGGGUUUUGGACACAGCUCUGGAGCUGCAGCCCAGCACCUCCCAUUUAGAUUCUAUGACCAGUCCCGGCGUGGGAGCAGUGACCCCACAGUGCAGCGCUCUGUCUUUGCAUCUGUUGACAAAGUCCCAGGCUUUGCUGUAGCCCAGUGCAUCAAUCAGCACAAUCCAUCCCCACUGUCAUCACCAUCCCCUUCCAGCGGCAGUGGCAGUACAGGGCGCUGUGAUUCAGUGACUGCAAGCUCGACGUCCACUCCUUCUGCUGCUCAGAGCCCAGCAGAUGAUGCUUCAGCUCCAGAGCAGCCUCUGACGGCCAGUUCCAGUCAGACGAUGUUGACUGAUGAAACUCUUUCAGCUGUUUCAAAGUCCAGCAGAAAUGCUGUAAAAGGCAGUGACAUAGAAACAGCCAACCUGUCUCCCAGCCUGAUUCCUGCACAGCAGCCCACGAUAUCCCUACUCACAGAUGACAGCACGGACACGCUGAGCGUGGAGUCGCUCACGCUGGUGCCCCCAGUGGAUCCACACAGCAUUCGAACCUUCAGCUGCAUCCCUCAGGCCUCUCUGCAGUCUGAAACGGAGCUUGACAAGGUGAAAGAGGUAGAGGAAGAAUCUUCUGACUAAAGCCACCAUGCAGACUGUAAUAAACAGUGAAGGAAGUGCAACCAAAUUGUGAUUGUUUUUCCUCUGGGAGUGCAGAUACUUCUGGAGGCCUGAGAGGCCUCAGGUCCACAUGAAGGGACCAAGUGGUGACAGAGAAUGUCAGCAGUUUUUAGAGCCAACAUCAGAUACUCAGCAUAUCUGAACUGGGUAAGAGAGAAAAACCCAAACUUUUGAAUCUGGAUUGGUUCUUUCCUACCAGUUUCUCUUAUACAAGAAUAUGGACAUAUUUCAGAGGACCUACUGUCUUUCUAAUAGGAACUAAUUAAUUGUAAAAGGUCUACAGUAUUAUGGCAAAGUGAAGAGACUUUUGGAUACCCAGCUUCAUGGUACUGCAUUACUACGUCUCUGAAACGGGAGACAUGCCAUUGACCAGAAAAAAAUUAUAUAUUAUAGGACAGAGGUAACACUUCCAUUUGAGUCAGGGUGUGUUUUAUCAGUUUGGUUUGGGGUUUUAUUUGUGGAAGAGGGGUUUUGGGGUUUUAUUUGGUUUGGGUUUGUUUUUGGGUUUUUUUAUUGGUUGUUUUGGUUUUUGGUUUUUUUUUAAUCCUGAUCUUGUUCAUCUUUUGGAGAUCUGCACAAUACCAGCAGGCUUGGCCACAUUCAGUAUUGUCUUUGUAGGACUCCAGACUUAAAUAUUAUGUUUUCCAUAUGUAAUAUUUAUUUCAAGGUUUGAUUCAAAGUUAAAACACAAUGUUUGUUCAAAUUAACAUAAGGGAUUUUUGAGACUACUUUAGUCUUUGCUUAGCCACCUAGAAAGGAAUGUAAAAUAUUUUAAAAGAUUGCUAUAGCUUGUUUGUUCACUUCUGACAGUCAAAUUGCUACACAUCUGAGGAAUGGUGAUAUCCCUGCAACUGAACAACAACUUCAAGAAGCAGACAGAAGCAGUUUUACUUUAAAGAGGUUUUUCAAAUUUUUCAUACUCAUGUAGGAAGAAAGUCACCAUAUCUAACUGAUAAUUCCUUUGCAAGUCUGAUCUUGAAAGGUAUUGUGUUUUUUUUUUUCCUGUCUGGGAUAGUAGCCCAGUUAAACAACAUUGCUACAUAAAAGUGUUAACAUUACUUCCUAGAUCCUGACACCAAGUUGACAGAAAAGGGAAAGAUAUUUCUUAAAGUUUGGAAUGUGCUUUGCUGAUUUGAUACAUAAUUUAACAUGAAAGGAAUUUAAGAUUUUUCAUCAAUUUCCAAGUAAGUUAAUUUAAAUUAAUAGUAAAAUGAGUAGCUUGUCAUUGCUGGUCUAUUCUUAACACUGAGCUGGCAGUUCCUCAGAGCAGGACUGCUGUUUACUUGGUAUUGAUUUCAGUCACACUGCAGUCUGUGUCCUCAUUCUGUCUCUACUGGCAUUGAGUUCUUACCAAACGGGUGAACCUGCAAAGUUUUUACACUUCCCAGUUGCUUAUUGAACCUCUUUCUGGCUGUCAUAUGGAAUACUUGAAGUGAUUUUUCAGUGAUACCUCUCUGUGUGUGUGUGUAUAUAUGUGUAUAUAUGUAUAUAUACACACAUGUAUAGAUAUAUAUGUGUGUAUAUGUGUAUAUAUGAGAUUGACUAAUUCACAGGUACCACUUUUCUCACUUUUUCUGUCUUCUCCUUCACAUAAUAAUUGAAUCUUUGCCCACUGGAUAUAUGAGGUGUCUGCUACUGAAUGCCAGUAAUUUUUUCCCCCUGUUAACUUUUUCAUGCAGUUUUGAUUUCUAAUUUUCUGUGAUUUCUACUUUAUCUCAAAUUGAAUUAACUGAUACUCUGACCAUUCCAGAGUGGCCCAGACUCUAAAUGAACUCAGAGCUGGGUGUCCUCAGCACUGCAGUGGAUUUUGUGUGAAAAUCUCACAUUACUGGAAUAAGAGCCUACUUUUUUGGAUUUUUUUGGUCUCAUGCUGAAGAUGUAUUUGCACUCAUGCAGUCACUAUUGCAGCUAAUGUGCAUGUACCUGAACAAGCACAUCAGUAGCAAUCUGGGCACAAGAACCACAUGAAUUUUUAUUAGCUGAAGUGAUUGCAGUCUAGACUUUCUCUAAAAUGGUACAGCAUUACACUGUAGUCUGAGUAAUAUUCUGAAGACCAUUAUAAAAAAAUGCCUCACUUAAUUAGAAAGCAUUUUAUGUUCGUUAUUAACCUUAAAUUCUUGACCUGGAUUACACAAAAUACCACUGUGCAGGCUCAGUUCCCUUAAAUAGGAUUCAUUUUAGACUGGAAAACCUUGAUCUUUAUUUAUCUCAUUUCAAAUUCAGUUCUAGCAAGAUUAGACCCAUUCACAAGGAGUCUCUUCAAUGCAUGUGAAUAAUCUCACCCUUGAGCUGUACUGCACAAGAAAUGGGGCAAGGAAAAGGAAGGUGACUUUGUGCUUUUCAUUACCUUUGAGUGGCUUUUAAAUCUCUUGAUCACUUGUUUAGUGAGAGCUUCACAGGAAAUAAUUUAGAUGCUUUAUUAGGAAAAUAGAAUAAUAGGUUUGCUGUUAAUUUGUGAUUACUUCAAGCAAUGCAGGAAUUCAGUAAUUGCCCUGGAAUUGAGUGUCAUUUCACUAGCAGUAAAAUAAACUUUAUGCUUGAAGAAGCUACCAGACAAGCAGGUUAAACUGAGUGUAAGGAUGAAGCCACUAAGAGCAAACAUGUCACUGCUGUGGUGCUGUCACUCUGGGGCAAUCAGUCACUCCCCUGCAGGGCACAGGGAGCCCCAGAAUAGCCUCAGGAGCAGUGGCACUGACCACCAGGGAAUUGCAGUCACAAAACCUUUACCAAGCUAAACAUCCUGCUCUUGUCUCCACUAACCAGCUGAAGUUAAACUUGCUUUUAAAAGAGCAUUGCCCAGGCAGGCAGCUGCUGCCUGGGAAAAUAAAUGGUUUAGUCCUGUAGUUGAAUCAGAGAUCUGCAGAGACAUCAGCUGGGGGCAGGGAGACUGAGGCCUUUUGCCUCCAAGGUAAUUAGUUUCCUUCUUUCAGACAGCCUAAUGUAGCCAUCUAAAUAUAUGUUGAAAAUUCUCUUCUUAACUGCUACUGUCCUUCUUAAAAGAGUUUUUUGGUGUGUCCCUGAUUCACCACCACUGCCCUACCCUGGGAUAUCAUUCACCUGGGCACUGCUCUUUAUUAUCUAGCAAUCUUUGGAGAAGUUCUGUGCUUGCCUGCUGUGUUUCUCUUGACCUUUCCCAACUUUUUCAGCAUGAAUUAGAAACAAAUAGAAUAACUCUUCCCAUCUCCCAUUGGAUUCUGAAAAGCAGAGGGUGAUCCAAGCAGGGCUUGCUAGGGUGGGAUGUUUUUAGGGGUUGGGAGGGGAGUAGUUCUUGGGGGCUUUUCUGCUGCUCAGUACUUGAGCAGCAACAAAGACAUAGGAGAAGCAGUUCAUGACUGAGUCUCAAACAGAGGGUUCUUUCAUAUGGAAACAUAUUUUUAUAUUGCAUUUGUACAGAAUUUUCCCUAUUUUGAUCUCCCAGCAUUUUUAGAUUUGCACGUUGCUCAGAUUUGAUUUCUUUUGCAAGGUAUUAUAAAAUAUAUAUUUUGUGUUUGUUAAUGUAUUAUAAAUGUAAAGCUAAAUUUUGGUUGUCUAAUAAAUGUGCACUGUGGUGGUAUCUGGUUUAUUGUUUUGUUAACUUGAAUUGUUCGGUUCUUAAUAUGAAAAGGAAAAACUUGUCAUUGUUGGGGCUGUCUUGUUACCAUAAAUAAAUGUGUGGAGUGCAUUUAUUUUAAAAGUAACUAAAAAUGGCUUAAGCAGGUAAUGAUUAAGAAUACUUGAUAACAAAAGUUAAGGUCCAGACUAGUUCACAGGAUUCUUUUAAGAUCGUUAUCUGAAGAUUCAUGAGAUUUUUAUCUUGUUUCCCAUUACUUUUGGUUGUGGAUACUCAUACUCAAGUGACUUUAAGACACAUAGUAAUUGCAAUCUGAUAGCAUUUAUGAGAAGAUCUGAGGGUUAGUGUUUGGCUGUAUUUAAGGACUAACUGUGGCAGAAGUAUUUACAAUGAACAUGAAGAUAAUUUUUUUACAGAUUGAGAAUCGAUUCAAGUGUGCAAAUUUAUAGACUAUUACAAUGUCUAGGAGCUUUGUUUUGUCCAGAGACAGCACUAACUAUACAUUGUCACAACUUCAGGAAACCCUCUGGAAACAUUACAAACUUUAGAAGAUCAUUUUAGGCAUCUCCACUUGUAAAUAGCUGUGUUGAUAUUUUUGUUGCAAACUUUUUCCUUCAUUUUUAGCUGCUUUGUAAGUUUGAUUGUUUUCAGUGCAAAGAGGUGGAAAUGUAUUUUUCUAGAAGAAUGAAUGUACCUGGGAUUUAAGCACUACAAAAAGCAUUUAAUGAACAUGGACUGCCUUCCUAUGAAAUAUAUUUCAGUAAAGUUGUCUGAAAUGUAGUUCAUUUGAGAAAAAAAGUCCUGAACAUGCACUUACAUUUACAUGGAAAAAAGCCCAAACAUGGUGUGAAUUAAAUUCUGAAAUGUCUUUCUACAGGCAAUAAGUAUUAAUUAUUUAAUGUAAGUUAAGUUAGACGUUUGGAGUAAAUGUGAUAUCUUAUGUUAAUUUAAAGAACAAUGUAACUAAGCAUCUGGGAAGGGAGUGGAAUUAGAAAAAAUUGGUGUAUGUUUCUGAAAUCCAGACUUCUCAGUCUGUAUUUGCUGGCAUUGAGAAUUUGUUGCGGCUAUUGAAAACCUGGACAAGAACAAGGAAUAGACCUUUCUUUGUAAAUGGAACUUGGCAAUAAAAAUGGUGUUACUAAGAAAA